Caenorhabditis remanei is the source of this 1263-nucleotide messenger RNA. RefSeq lists its product as uncharacterized. The record is from RefSeq and is a predicted model, not a curated record. The transcript is spliced from 4 exons. NCBI's taxonomy places the organism in Eukaryota, Metazoa, Nematoda, Chromadorea, Rhabditida, Rhabditidae. Gene Ontology annotation, molecular function: DNA binding. The coding region runs from base 1 to 1263 and encodes 420 amino acids.
AUGGAUAUAGCCUCUUCUCUUGGAAUUCCAUAUCACGUCGUGGAUUCCUGGUACACCAAUUGCCGAAUCGCGGGCCCUGAAAAAUUGUGGGCGAAGAUUUCUUUGGAGCAGGAAAAAUUGGAGGAACAGAAGUGGAAAAGGGAGCGGCAGCGGAGGGAAGAAAUGGCGAAGAAGAAGAAAAUUACCUACUACCAACACAAAAAACUCACAAAGUUCUUUGAGACGAAUUCGUUUCCAGAUGAUGAUCAGAUCGAGAUUAUAGGCAAAUCGGUAGCGAUGACAAAUAUAGCCGUGGAUUGCUGGUUCUUCAGAUGCCGCACGAUGGGUCCUGAAGCAUUGUGGGCGGAGGUGGGAGAAGUGGAUCUUGAGGAGUGGAGAAGGAAGAAGGAGGAGGAGGAGACAGAGUUAAUGACAAAGCUAUCUCAAGCUGAAGCCAAAAUUGCCUCCCUCACCGCCGAGAAUCCGAAACUAGAGUCCUCGAUCACUAACCUCACCACCUGUACUCAUGCUCAACAGUCAGAUCCUGUCAGAUUCCUCACGAUUGAGAAGGAGUUGGCUCGAGUUUCCUCGCAGCUGAAGGCUUUUGAAGAGGCGGAGCUCAAAAAGGAGAAUGAGAGGAUGAAAGAUCAAAAGGAGCAACUGGAGGCGACACUCCAGUCUAAGAAGAAGCUUGAGGAGCAAGUGGAAAAUGAAAAGAAAGAGAACGAGGAGCUGAGAAAGAUUAUUGCGCAACAAGCAGCGGAGAUCACGGAAUCUAAGAAUCUCAUCGCUGACAAGAAUGCAGAGAUCCAAAAUCUCACAGCCAUUAAGAAUUGUGUCAAGGGAGACCAGGCUGAAGACAAAAUUACCUUCCUUACCGCCGAGAACCAGAAACUAGAAUCCUGGAUUACCAACAUCACUACCAUGUCUCAUGUCCAAUCAGAUCCUGAGGCGGAUCUUAAGAAGGAGAAUGAUCGGUUGAAGGAGCAAAAGAAGGAGUUGGAGGCAAUGCUUCAGUCUAAGAAGAAGCUCAAGGAGCAGGUGGAAGAGGCGAACAAAAAGAUCGAGGAGCUGAGCUUUCUUCUGGAGGAAAAGAACAAUAAAAUAGAGACUAUGACCCAAAGAAACGAAGAACAAUCUGCUGAGCUCAAGGAAGCCAAGACUCUCGUUGCUGACAAGGCUGCAGAGAUCCAGAAUCUCACUAGCAUCCAGAAUAGCGUCAAGGAUGCGGUCAAUGCUCAGCAGGAACAAAUCGCAAAGCUGCUGACCAAAACCACUCUUUGA